AAAGAAACCAUAGAGAAACAGCACGAAGACGAAACUAGAAACGAAUUGACCCAUACAAAAAGCUACUACUUCAGUUGAGCCAACACCCACUAAUCGUUCUUCCGCGUUGUUUGUUCUUUUCUGAUUCACUCUCACUUUAUAAAACCCCUUCAAAUCUCACUCUUAAUUCUUCCUUUUUUUCUUCCCUUUUACCCUCACUCUUCAAUUCCCUUUCUUUACUUUACUUUUCCAUUAAAAAAAAACGCUUAGACUGAGAUGAGAGUGACACUCACAACAAGAACAAGAAGAAAAAAAACCAAACAAAUACAUUAAUUCAAUUUCAAACGUUGUAGCAGAUGAUGUAGUUGUUGUUUUUCAAUUCAACGCUACAAAACAAAAAUAAAAACCGUUUCUUUUUCAUCUUAUGGCAUGCCCCAGAUGGAACAACAACAACAAUAACUACAAAUUCUGCUUCCAAUUUCAACAAAGCGUUUCUUUUUAUUCUCUUUUGGACCACCCCAUCAAUAACCCAUUUCCUAACUUUCAUGAUCAUCAUGAUUUUCCGCUUCUUUGACUCUUUCUUUCUUCUCUUCUUGCUCUUCUUCAUGAGAUUUGCUUCGCUGCAAGCAUUUACCGGAACCUAUGGUAUAAAUUAUGGGAGACUUGCAGAUAACAUUCCCUCACCUGAUGAAGUUGUUACUCUUCUCAGAGCUGCAAAGAUAAGGAAUGUUAGAAUCUAUGAUGCUGAUCACAGUGUUCUUAAGGCUUUUAGCGGAACUGGUCUUGAAAUUGUAAUUGGAGUUACUAAUGGACAACUCCAAGACAUGAGUUCGAAUGCGGAUCAUGCUUUGAACUGGGUGAAAGAUAAUGUGCAGGCAUUUCUUCCCGAGACACGCAUUCGUGGAAUUGCUAUUGGAAACGAAGUUUUGGGUGGGUCUAACACUGCUUUGUAUGGAGUUCUUUUGGAUGCUGCGAAAAAUAUUUAUAAUGCUACCAAGAAACUUCAUAUAGAUAAGCUAAUUCAGAUUACUACCUCAAACUCAUAUGCCGUUUUUCAAGAUUCCUACCCUCCCUCCUCUUGUAAAUUUAACGUUAAUUUUAUACAGUAUAUGAAGCCGCUAUUAGAGUUCUUCCAACAAAUUGGCUCUCCUUUCUGUUUGAAUGCUUACCCUUCCCUAACUUAUAUGGGUAAUCCAAAGGAUAUUGAUAUAAAUUAUGCUCUUUUUCAACCAAACAAAGGAAUUGAUGAUCCGAAGUUUAAACUGCAUUACGACAACCUGCUCGACGCUCAGAUUGAUGCAGCUUAUGCUGCUUUGGAGGAUGCUGGAUUUCACAAGAUGGAAAUCAUAAUUACCGAGACAGGUUGGGCCUCUGCAGGAGAUCAAAAUGAAACUGGAGCAAAUGUUACUAAUGCCAGGACUUAUAAUUAUAACCUUCGUAAGAGGCUUGCGAAGAAAAAAGGAACCCCGCAUAGGCCUAAAAAUGUUCUGAAGGCAUACAUUUUUGCAAUUUUCAACGAGAAUUCGAAAGAUGGUCCUACCUCUGAGAGAAAUUAUGGACUAUUCAAGGCUGAUGGGAGCAUAUCAUACAAUAUUGGAUUUCAUGGACUUAAUGCUGGAGGUUCAUCUCAUUUGUCUAUUAAGGAUAUAAAUACUCAUGGUUUGUCGCGGUCGUACACCAUCACCUUAAUACUGUGCCUAUCAGCUCUUAUACUGAUGAUUUUCUAGAGUUAGUUUCCUUAGCAAUGAAGGGGGUUUGCCUUGGCUUUACUUGCUCUCAGUGUAGACCAAAAUUAUGCCAUUGAUUGCUAUAUUUCAUAAAGCAAAAUCUGGAAAUUUUGAUGUAUUUUUCCCAUAUUUAGAAAAAUCCGUAAUUAUAAUUAUUUAUCCUCAUAAAGCAUUUCCCCUUCUUUACUUCUAUAAGAUAUAGAACUUUUUUCAGUUUUAAAUAGAUUCUAUAUUUUCAAACA
Trifolium pratense (red clover) is the source of this 1948-nucleotide messenger RNA. RefSeq names its product glucan endo-1,3-beta-glucosidase 14-like. Gene Ontology annotation, cellular component: plasma membrane. Lineage: Eukaryota; Viridiplantae; Streptophyta; Magnoliopsida; Fabales; Fabaceae. The transcript has 3 exons. Gene Ontology annotation, biological process: carbohydrate metabolic process. The record is from RefSeq and is a predicted model, not a curated record. Gene Ontology annotation, molecular function: hydrolase activity, hydrolyzing O-glycosyl compounds. The coding region runs from base 525 to 1706 and encodes 393 amino acids.